Funneliformis geosporum is the source of this 440-nucleotide messenger RNA. NCBI's taxonomy places the organism in Eukaryota, Fungi, Glomeromycota, Glomeromycetes, Glomerales, Glomeraceae. The record is from the annotation of a GenBank genome assembly.
AUGAUAACUACAAAAUCUUCCAAAAAUUCUGAAACUGAAUAUCAGUCUUCAAGUAAUAUUUCUUCUGAAGAUGAUUCUUCAAGUGUAGCUUCUGAUAAUGUUUCUAGUGUUAAACAAAAAGUUAGUGAAGAAAAUUUAAACAGACUUUUAGCUCAAAUAGUUGCUUUAGAAAACAAGAAUAAAGAACUUGAAUUUCAAGCGAAAAAUUACCAAAGUAUGCAAAGCAACACAACUAAUAUUAAAGGUAGUACUUUGGAAAAAAGAGCUAUGAAGAAAAAAGAAACAUAUAGAAAACACAAAUCAUGCAAAAAACUUCAGGAGUCAAGCUUAGAAGAAUCAAGCUCUGUAUGUGAAUCAGAUGAGGGUAAAAAUAAAAAUACUAGGAAUGAUAGACAAUCCGCAAACAUGCCAAUUCCAAAACCAUUAUCAGGCAAAAAACA